GUCGUACACGUAUGUAGAGCAAAGUUGGAGCAAAGUAAUUGCGGGGUCGGCGUACUCUCAGCCUCUGCUCGAACAAUAUUUCCAAAACGCGCACGCCUGCUGCCGACCCUCUGCCCGGACGGCAGAAAUUACAUAAUGGCAAAAAACACACGUAGUCUUCAACUGAACACAGAGUGCAAGACUCAAGUAAACGGGAGCUUUAGUAAAGGAAAGACAACAAACCAAUGCAUCCGCAGGAUGUAUUGAAACGAUUGAAACUGAAGUGCGAUGUCUAAAUAGUGCCUCAGCUAAGAUGACUUCUAGACGACUGUUCUCCCAAUGCUGCGUUUUCACAAUAAUCACUUUCGGGCUCUGCGUCGUUAUUGUGUUUCGUGGGGGUAUGUCCGAGAAUAUAAUAGCGUGCACAGCAGACGAACGCAUGUUAAUUGUUGCUCCACUUUUUUUUUUUUUAUUAUUCGAGUGCCUCAAAUCUGGACAGGCGUAGCAUAGAAGUUGGCAACACUGGCGUAAGACACAUGGUCGUUCGAUCGCGCGCAUGUAUGGCUACGUCGUGAGGACGUCUUGUAAGCCGCGCAUAGCGUUUUCCUCCAGAAGUUGUGAAGCAGCGGUGUAAAGCUAUAGUAUACAUCGUGUGGACGAUCUUCGGUCACUUACUUAGCGCGUGAAGCGCGCGUGUGGUUUCGCGUGUGGUUUACGCUCACGAAGACUUGCGUGCAUCAGAUCUAUAGUUCUCAGACGCUCGCAGUGACGAUUUUGUUCGCGCUUGCGCUCGCCUGAGCAAUGUUCACAAACUUCGACUUCCGUGGCGUGGCACGGGGACCGUGUUCCGUCAGUAACUGCGAGUGCGACGGCUACGCGCGCUCGCAGUCCUCCGAGGUGUGCACUUCGCAGAAUGCGACGCUCCAGUGCGGUUGGUGCUGCUACUGCAGCCACCCGCCAGUCUCUCACAGUCGUAUUGAUGGCAUGGACUGUAGUCAGGCGGAGCCUGCUCGCAUGAGUUUGGAAGCUGCUCAACCACUAUCGUCUCUCCCGUUUUCAAUUGAUGGGGUAGAGAGUCUCCUGGAACAGCCUGUGUCAGGUGAUGCACCAGCGGUGGAAGCUGAGAACGUUAAAACAGAGCCAGGAAUGGUGUCCAAAGAAAUCCUGCAACCACAGCUAGGCCAGGUGGUGGCCUCGAAGAGACGUGCUCAGACCAUGUUUGCAGCAGUGCGCUUCUUAAAGGACAAAUCAGUUGCUGUGGUCCCAGUGGACUGGAUAGAUGGAAGCAAGUGCUUGUGGCCACACCUACUGGCGCCUCAAGACAUUGCUGAGGCUGCUGAACAUGCCGACAUCCCAGAUUCCUCUUUUAUGCGCCGCAACAUCCACAUCCUUAGAAUUGAGUCUUCAUAUGACAAGGCACGCACCUGGUUGGCUGAGCAGGACGCAGACAAGGUUGAAGCAUCCACUGACAAAGGUGACGGCGUGAGCCAUAGCAAGUACCCCAGGAUGGCCUUAUCAGGUGGCAGAGGUGAAGAGAACAGGUUGAAAGACUUGCCACAUAAGCAGUCCAGCUCGGGGAAAACUGCCCACGGUGUCACGUCUACCCCAAGGAACAAAGCCUUGAAUAUCCAACCCACAGUGAGGCUUCACCGCCUGGCAGGUUAUGACAGUUGCAGCCAACAAAUGGACACAGUGGUCGAAGGAAAUCACACUGUGGGAAAUGCCCGCGAAGAGGAUUCACAGAGCUGUCGCAGCCCAUCCCUUUUGAACGUCUGCAAGUCGAGGAUUGUUGCCUGCAGCGAGAGUGAAAGCGUCCGAUCGCCAGAAAGUGUUGCCGACACCAGCACCACUUUGAGCAAGGACACGAGUCCAAGGUUGGAAGAGAAUGUUGACAGGUGUUCUGGAAAAUCAAUGUGGCACUUUGAGGCUGUGGAAAGUGUGGAGCUUGAGGAAGCAGACGAAACAGCAAAUAGUUCCAGUCUUGAAGAACAAGAUAUAGCGAGUAUGAUAUUGAGAGAGCUCAAGACGAUCAAGCAGCAAAAUGAACAAAUCCUGGCAGCCCUUGGUGUAACCAACCAAAACGACAAUAUGGAACUCGGCAAAAUGAAGCUGCCUGUAGCUGACAUAGACAGCCUGGAUGCCUUGGAAUUAAAGUUGGCAACAGAUCCAGUCUUUCGGACUUGCCUUACACACCGACUUUCACUUGUUGGAGGCUCCAAUUUACGGGCGUUCGUAGCCGGUGUCCUUCGCGUUCUGUUCAGUGACGCCGUGGGGCAGCAGUUCAGCAUGCUUGGGCAACGCAAGAAGAGAAGAUUGAAAGAUAUGGUUAUUUACAGCGUCAUUGAACAGGCCAUUAGGAGCAACUGUGCAUAUGACAAUGCAACAUCCUAUGCCAUUCGUGAUGCGGCGGGAUCCUGGCUCAAGAACUGCACCGCGAGGAUGAUGACUGCUAAAAAGUCUACGACACCAUAGAGGAGAAAGAAUAGACAAAGCCUUGAAAGCCACAGGAGAAAGUGACCAAUCGUCUAUGCAAGGAAACUUGGCGAAGAUCCCAAUGACUCAAGCUCCUGUGACUAAGCGUUCAGAGUAGCAACUCAAUUUUUUUUUAUCAUCUGCUCUCAAAGUUAUGGCUGUGCUAUAGCUCAGAGUUUUGACAGCACACUCUCACACAAUUUUGUAUUGAGGCAAAUUCGUCCGUGCAUUUUCAUGCAUUUCGUUUCAUAGGGGCCCCACAAUGCCUGUAGAAAAAAAAUGUGGAGUGUGUUAGGUAUGAAGGAGACAUUCUCGCAAAUUGUUUUCAAAUAAAGAUUGCGCCUUUUA
This is a messenger RNA of Dermacentor andersoni, 2799 nucleotides long. RefSeq lists its product as uncharacterized. The record is from RefSeq and is a predicted model, not a curated record. Lineage: Eukaryota; Metazoa; Arthropoda; Arachnida; Ixodida; Ixodidae.